Nomia melanderi (Alkali bee) is the source of this 2412-nucleotide messenger RNA. RefSeq lists its product as uncharacterized. Lineage: Eukaryota; Metazoa; Arthropoda; Insecta; Hymenoptera; Halictidae. Gene Ontology annotation, cellular component: spliceosomal complex. Gene Ontology annotation, biological process: RNA processing. The record is from RefSeq and is a predicted model, not a curated record.
CCCUAGAAAGAUCGCGAGUUCUUAGUUAGAGUCCUUGCCUUAAAUCAGAAACGAAAGAUUUCUGCACCGUAUUCAUAAAAUACAAUUUCCACACACAUGACAUCGGAAAUUAGAUUUCACAAAACACUAGAGUUUCGCCUCUAUAACAAUUCUUUAUAUCAUAGGGAAAUAACACAUAUUUUGACCGGCGAAUACCCUCCAAGUAACAAAGAUUAAUGGCGAAUCUAUAGUUGUAAUGAAUGUAAAUAAUGAAUAGUGUUAUACAAAAUUUGUGAAAAUAUAAUAGAAAAAUUAAUUUUAGCAAGUGUUUUUAACUGAGAAAAUAUGGGUCGACGUUCGAUAAACACCACGAAAAGUGGGAAAUACAUGAAUCCCACGGAUCAAGCACGUAAAGAAGCACGUAAAAAAGAAUUAAAAAAGAACAAAAAACAAAGACAAUUAGUACGAGCAGCUGUUUUAAAGGGCAAAGAUCCAGCUCAAAUAAUAGAAGAAAUGGAAAAGAUAGAUCAAAUGGAAUACAAUGUUAUGCAGCCUCCACCACUUAAUGAAAAAGUUUUGAAAGACAAAAGGAAGAAGUUAAAGGAGACUCUAGAUCGUGUAUUGAAAAUGUAUGCCAAAGAUGAUCAAGAAAAAUGGGCAGAGUUAAAAGAGCAACUAAUUCAGUAUGAACGUAGAAGAAUAGAUUUAGUCUCUUAUUUUGAGGCUGUGCGACAUGCACAACAAGUACAAGUUGAUGAAAUUCCAUUACCUUCUGCUGGCAAUGAUAUAUCUCGAAUGUACCCUGGUUCUUUAACAUCACAAAUACCUUUACCGGAUAUGCCACAACCACCAGCACAUAUGUACCCUCCUCAUCCGCAUUAUUUACCACAACACCAUCCUCUAAUGAACAUACCAAUACCACCAAGUAUUUUAAAGAAAACAAGUGCAUAUGCAACAUCCCCUUCUAUACCAAUGUUAGCUCCUAACAAAGAACCUCCUGGUGUGCCACCAUUCCCUCCUCCAGAUUUAUCUAGCGAUGAAGAAGAGGUACCUGAAAAGGGUAAAGAACCAGUACAAAAGUCUAGAACAAUCCGAUUUGCAGAUGAUAAAGAAGAUAAACAAGAAUUGGAAAACAAAGAGAAAGAGAUAGAUAAAGAAAAAGAUAAAGAGAGAGACAUGUCAAAAGUAAAGCCAACUACUUUGCAACAGAAAAUGUUGGCUAUGGCAGGACAAGAUAUCGAUCAGUUCAUGCGUGAAAUGGAAGUUGUCCAUAAGAAACGGGAAACUGAACGAGCUCAAGACUUAAAUGCUCGAUUGUCAUUACUCGAAGCAGAAAAUGAAUCUAAUUCAAAAUCAAAUAACAAAUCUGUUAAUAAUAAAACGGAAGAAGAAGAUCUUGAACCUCCAGGAGCAUCAGAUCACUCUUCUAAUCAUAAUCAACAUACGUCUUCACAUUCUCAUUCUCAACAUACACAACCUCAUACUAUGCCCCCUAUGGGGAUGCCACCUCAUCCUUUAAUGUAUAGACCACCACCACCGCCAUUACAUUUAAGAAUGCCGCCACCGCCACCACCUCGCAUCGGAUUGCGUUUACCUCCUGGUCCACCACCAGGAAUGCCAAGAAUGUUAAGACCUGGUCCACCAAGUAUGCCUAGAAUGCCUCCUCCACAAAUGCAAAUGCCUAAUCUAUCAAAUAUAACAAAUAUUGGCAAUCCCCAAAUGCAGACACAAUCAGGAACUGGGUCACAACCUAAGACACCCAAUGUUCUUUCUGCUGCACCACAAUUGAUUAAUAGGAAAGAUAAGGAUGGUAAAAGUACCACAACUAUUGAAGCAAAACCACAAAUUAGAAAUUUAGCAGCCGAUGUUACAAGAUUUUUACCUACUUCUCUUCGAGUUAAGAGAGACGAUAAGAAGAAACCGAGUACUUUAUCUAGACUGGCGGAAAGAAUACCAGAAACACAACCGUUACGAACAACUCAACCUAAGACUAAAGAUGAUGCAUACAUGCAAUUUAUGCAAGAAAUGGAAGGAUUGCUUUAAAUUUGCAUUACAUUGUAACACAAUUUUAUUAAGAUAGAAAAUAAUUAAAUCUUGUAAAAUAUGUUAUUACUAUUAUUGCAAUAUUGAAGUAAUAUAAAUUCCUUAAUUCAAAAUCUUCUAAUUAUAUGAACAAUUAUGUCUUUAUUUAUAUGCACACCUAUAAAAAGAUAUGCGAUUUUUUACUUAUUACAGACAUUAGCAUUGUACUUAUCAAUUAAUAAGUCUUGCAAUUGAAAAUUAAAAAUUGUUAUUUUGUAAAAUUGAAUGUGAUACUUAUAUAGAUUAUUGUUUAAAAUAUCUUUUUCGUAAUAUAUUUUUACGAUGUCAAAGGAUGAUGGUUUUCAAUUAUGUAUUUAAUUAGUAAUCUUAAAGAACCCUUUCGGAUAAAAC